ACUGAGGUGGUCGGACGGGUUGUCUGUAUAUGUAGUGUAAAGAGAAGUACUAAACAACAUGGAGACCCCGUCCCGGCCCAUGUCGUUUUUUAUGCUGACUGUUCUCUUCACGUUAUCGGUGAUUCUGUACUACUAUUUCGCAACUUUUGACAUCACAUCAACAAAUUUCAGUGUAAAGGCAAUACAGAGUAGGAUCCUACUGAGACAGACACUAUCGGACUCCCACAUACUCCUAACCAGCACAGCAAGGACCCCUAGAAUAACAAAACCAUUACAGUCAGCAAUUGCAAGGAAGAGGAAGUUGGACAUCAAUGUGGAAAAGAACCUCACAAGACUUAACGAGUCAUUACAGAGACUGAGUACGCCUGAGAGUUUUUCAUAUUUUUCGGGAUAUAAAGACCGUAAAAAGUGUAAAAAACGAAAAGCCUGUCCAACGGACACGCCGGUUGGUCACUACCGCACAUGCGCACUCGUCGGCAAUGGCGGGAUUCUUCUCAAAAGCAACUGUGGGAACGAGAUCGACAGUCAUGAUUACGUCAUCAGAAUGAACAUGGCGGCCUUGAAAAAUUACGAGCAGGACGUUGGACGAAAAACAAACUUAUCUUUCAUCAACUGGAAGAGAAUAAAGGAGCUAGGAAAAGAAAUAGCGUCCAAGAAAAAGAAAAAAGAAGUUCUCCAACAUCUAACCCUACUGAACGGCAGUGUUUUCAGCUAUGUUAAGUUGAAAACAAAGGACGCUAUCUCUGCUUUGGAAUCACUGGAAACGAUUUUAAAGAAUAAUAGCUUGAACAUUACCGUUACUUACUCACGUAGUAAUGUUCCACUUGUGUUUACAAGGCCACUACGUGAAACGUUUAUUCCCCGUUUGAAGUCUCCAACAUCCGGGCUCAUUGCCUACAUCCUGGCAUCUAGGUUCUGUGACGUCAUCACCAUGUACGGCUUCUACCCAUUCGCAACGGACAUGCGCAAUAGGACGCUUUUUUAUCACUACUAUGACAAGUCAUCCGUUGCCAAGAAGCGAAGAAGUCGCCAUAACUUCAUCAUUGAACAUAACUUCUUUACCUUACUACAUAACAAUGGACUCGUAAGGCUGGUCACAGACAUUUGUGAAUAAAAUAUGGCCAGAUCCUGCCUACCUGCCUAAAUACAUAGGCCAGAAU
Molecule: messenger RNA, 1160 nt
Organism: Branchiostoma belcheri (Belcher's lancelet)
Lineage: Eukaryota; Metazoa; Chordata; Leptocardii; Amphioxiformes; Branchiostomatidae
Product: alpha-2,8-sialyltransferase 8B-like
Exons: 6
Coding region: 59-1114 (351 amino acids)
Biological process (GO): N-glycan processing; oligosaccharide metabolic process
Molecular function (GO): alpha-N-acetylneuraminate alpha-2,8-sialyltransferase activity
Source: RefSeq, a predicted model, not a curated record